This is a messenger RNA of Triplophysa dalaica, 1840 nucleotides long. RefSeq names its product general transcription factor II-I repeat domain-containing protein 2B-like. The transcript has a single exon. Lineage: Eukaryota; Metazoa; Chordata; Actinopteri; Cypriniformes; Nemacheilidae. The coding region runs from base 20 to 1840 and encodes 606 amino acids. The record is from RefSeq and is a predicted model, not a curated record.
UACACCCUCUUUAGCCAAAAUGUCGUUAUCAAAACGGAGAAAAGUAGAUAAGGAGUGUAGAAUUUUCAAAGAAAAAUGGACCACGUCCUAUUUAUUUACAGAUAUGCACGGAAAACCUUCGUGCUUGGUGUGUUUGCAACAAGUUUCGGUAAUGAAGGAAUAUAAUAUUCGACGCCACUACGAGACUCAUCACAGCGAAAAAUAUGACGGCUUGCAAGGACAACUAAGAAGAGAUAAGAUUAACGAAUUGCUGGCGGGUCUGAGGAAACAGCAGUCAACUUUCAUCCAGAGCCGAGAAGUCAGUGAAGCAGCGGUAAAAGCCAGCUACCUAAUUGCAAGCGAAAUAGCAUUAGCAUCAAAGCCGUAUUCCGACGGUGACUUUGUUAAACGAUGCAUGAUGAAAGCGGCUGAACUUGUAUGUCCCGAGAAGCGACAAGCUUUUGCCAAUAUUAGCCUGACGAGGAAUACUAUAGCAGAGAGGAUUUCGGAACUAUCGGCAGAUUUAGACAGUCAAUUGAAACAGAGAGUCAAGUCAUUUAUUGCAUUUUCCGUGGCAAUUGACGAGAGCACUGACAUCACAGACGUGGCCCAACUGGCCAUAUUUAUUCGAGGAGUUGAUGAGACAUUGACAGUUACUGAAGAGUUUCUUGAGUUGGUGCCAAUGAUGGACACCACAACAGCCGAGGACAUUUUCGGCUCUGUCGUUGCUGCAUUAGACAAAGUUGGAGUGGACUGGUCCCGCGCUGUCAGCCUGGCUACAGACGGCGCGCCAUCCAUGGUCGGAAAGAAAGCAGGUGUCGCGACAAAGUUCAAAGACAAAGUACAAGCUCUUAAUGGAGGAGAUCGUUUCUGGACAUUUCACUGUAUUUUGCACCAGGAGGCAUUGUGUUGCAAGUCGCUGAAAAUGGACCACGUCAUGGAAGUGGUUGUUCGCACUGUAAAUUUCAUCCGGUCCAGAGGUCUGAACCAUCGUCAGUUUGACAAACUUCUCAGCGACAGAAACAUUACCCACAGCCUGCCAUACCACACUGAAGUGAGAUGGUUAAGCCGAGGCGCUGUGCUGAGGCAUUUCUUUGAUCUACGAGAGGAAAUCGGACAGUUCAUGGAAAAAAAAGGAAAACCGGUGUUGGAAUUACAAUCUCAGGAAUGGCUACGGGACCUUGCAUUCUUGGUUGAUAUUACUGAACACUUGAACAAUCUAAACAAAAUGUUGCAAGGCCGCAAAAAAGUUGUCACACAGUUUUCUGACAACAUACAUGCAUUUAAGUUAAAGCUGACUUUGUGGGAGAUGCAACUGGCAAAUGGAACUCCUGCUCAUUUCUCUUGUUUGAGAGAUGUGUGUGUGACCAGACCUGAUGCGGACAUUAAACGGUACAAAGACAAAAUUGCAGGACUACUGCGGGAGUUUGAGAAACGUUUUCAGGUAUUUGGUGAACUUGAGACAGAAUUUUCAGUUUUUCGCUCACCUUUCACAGUUAAAGCUUCUGAUCUGCCGGUCGAAAUUCAGCUAGAGAUAAUUGAUUUGCAGUGUGAUGCAGAUUUGAAGAGCAAAUUUGCCUCUGUAGGUCUGGACAAAUUUUAUCAGUAUCUACUACCAGGGUACCCCAAAUUAACAGCCCUGGCUGCUAAAAUUUUGUGCAUGUUUGGGACAACUUACCUUUGUGAACAAAUUUUCUCAGUGAUGAAUAUCAAUAAAACAAAAAUGCGUUCAAGGCUCACAAACAAGCACUUAAAUGACAUUCUGAAAGUGACAGCUAGUCAGGACAUGACACCUGGUGUUGAUGCACUUGUACAGGCCAAAAGAUGCCAAGUUUCAGGAACAAAUACAAGUCCAGACUAG